CUUCACAGUGUGCACCCAGAAUGAUGUCCUAUGGAGACAGGCUGGGGACCCCAACUGUCUCCCCACUCCCUGUCCGCGGGGGACACAUGAUGCGGGGGCCAGCCUUUGCCUAUGUGCCCAGCCCUCAGGUCCUGCACAGGAUCACAGGGACUUCAGCCUAUGCCUUCCCCACCCUGGGCCCUGUGGCUCUUACAGAGCACAGCUGCCCCUAUGGGGAGGUUCUGGAGCUCCAUGAGCCGCUACCCACCAAGCUGGCCCUGGAGGAGGAGCAGAAGCCAGAGCCCGGGUUAGCCCUGAGACUGCGCCGGGCUGGCACCACGCUGCUCAAGGUGCCCCUGAUGCUCACCUUCCUCUACCUCUUCGUGUGCUCCCUGGAUGUGCUCAGCUCGGCCUUUCAGCUCGCUGGAGGGAAGGUGGCCGGAGACAUCUUCAAGGACAAUGCCAUCUUGUCCAACCCGGUGGCGGGGCUGGUGGUAGGCAUCCUAGUGACCGUGCUGGUGCAGAGCUCUAGCACGUCCACCUCCAUCAUCGUCAGCAUGGUCUCCUCCGGCUUGCUGGAGGUAAACUCUGCCAUCCCCAUCAUCAUGGGCUCCAACAUCGGCACCUCUGUCACCAACACCAUCGUGGCCCUGAUGCAGGCGGGAGAUAGGACCGACUUCCAACGGGCCUUUGCGGGGGCCACAGUGCAUGACUGCUUUAACUGGCUGUCCGUGCUGGUCCUGCUGCCCCUGGAGGCGGCUACUGGCUACCUGCACCACGUCACCCAGCUCGUGGUGGGCUCCUUCAACAUCCGUGGCAGCCAAGACGCCCCGGACCUGCUCAAGGUCAUCACGGAGCCCUUCACGAAGCUGAUCAUCCAGCUGGACAAGUCCGUCAUCACCAGCAUCGCCACUGGUGAUGAGUCCUUGAGGAACCACAGCCUCAUCCGGACCUGGUGCCACCCAGACCCUCUGGAGGCUCACCUCUCCAUGCCCAGGACAGAGGUCAACACUAGCCACCUCCUUGGAAACGCCACCAUGGAGAAAUGCAACCACAUCUUCGUGGACACGCGGCUGCCUGACCUGGCUGUGGGGCUCAUCUUGCUGGCAGGCUCCCUGGUGCUGCUGUGCACCUGCCUCAUCCUCCUUGUUAAGAUGCUCAACUCCCUGCUCAAGGGCCAGGUGGCCAAGGUCAUACAGAAGGUCAUCAACACCGAUUUCCCUUCCCCCUUCACCUGGGUCACAGGCUACUUUGCCAUGGUGGUGGGCGCAGGCAUGACCUUCGUCGUCCAGAGUAGCUCCGUGUUCACCUCCGCCAUUACUCCGCUCAUUGGCCUCGGUGUGAUCAGCAUCGAACGGGCCUACCCACUCACGCUGGGCUCCAACAUCGGCACCACCACCACCGCCAUCUUGGCCGCUCUCGCCAGCCCCAGAGAGAAGCUGUCCAGCUCCUUCCAGAUUGCCCUCUGCCACUUCUUCUUCAAUAUCUCGGGCAUCUUGCUGUGGUACCCGUUGCCUUGCACGCGUCUGCCCAUCCGUAUGGCCAAGGCUCUGGGCAAGCGCACCGCCAAGUACCGCUGGUUCGCCGUCCUCUACCUCCUCGUGUGCUUCCUGCUGCUGCCCUCCCUGGUGUUCGGAAUCUCCAUGGCGGGCUGGCAGGCCAUGGUGGGCGUAGGCACGCCCUUUGGGGCCCUGCUGGCCUUCGUGGGGCUGGUCAACAUCCUGCAGAACCGCAGCCCCGGCCGGCUGCCCGAGUGGCUUCAGACAUGGGACUUUCUGCCACAUUGGAUGCACUCCUUAAAGCCCCUAGACCGCCUCAUCACUCGCGCCACCCUGUGCUGUGCCAGACCUGAGCCCCGCUCACCCCAGAUGCCUGCCAGGGUCUUCCUGGAGGAACUGCCCCCUGCCACGCCCUCUCCCCGCCUCGCGCUGCCUGCUCACCACACUGCCACGCGCCUCUAGG
This is a messenger RNA of Elephantulus edwardii (Cape elephant shrew), 1941 nucleotides long. RefSeq names its product solute carrier family 34 (type II sodium/phosphate contransporter), member 1 (gene SLC34A1). Gene Ontology annotation, biological process: intracellular phosphate ion homeostasis; sodium-dependent phosphate transport. The record is from RefSeq and is a predicted model, not a curated record. Lineage: Eukaryota; Metazoa; Chordata; Mammalia; Macroscelidea; Macroscelididae. Gene Ontology annotation, molecular function: sodium:phosphate symporter activity. The transcript is spliced from 12 exons. Gene Ontology annotation, cellular component: vesicle; apical plasma membrane; brush border. Bases 21 to 1940 code for a protein of 639 amino acids.